AUGGGCGUGGCUCGCAGCGACUUCCCAGCCUGGGGUUCCGCUUCGGCUCGCAGACACUGUGUGCCCGCCAGUAGUGGUAGGUUUCCAACAGCUAUUGCUGGCUCUUCCUCUUGCGGCCUUUUCUUGAAACGGAUUCUUCUUUCCGGGAACAGAAAGCGCCAGCCAUGCAGCCUCGGCAAGGAAAGGCCACGCGGAGAGCUUCCGAGGCCGGAGCCACUGUCCCCGAGGCUUCCGCGCGGAGUGCCAGGGGGGCCCGGACCGACCGCAACGAGUCUCCGGCUGCCCCCGAAGCCGCCCUGCCCGAGGCGGGAAAGUUCGGCCCCGCCAGGAAGCCGGGAUCCGGGCAGAAGAAGAGCCCCCCGGACACCCAGGAGCGGUCGCCCGUCCGCGCAACUGGGGCCCGCGCUAAAAAGGCCCCUCAGCGCGCCCAGGACGCGCGGCCCUCUGACUCCACCAGCGCCGCUGGGGCGGAGGGGCUGGAGCCUCCUGCGGCUCGGGAACCGGCUGUUUCCAGGGCUGGUUCUCGCCGCCAGAGGGGCGCGCGCGGCUCUCCGAAGCCAAGACCCCUGCCCGGGCCCCGGGACGUGCCCAACCCCGGCCUGCCGGUCUCGGUCCCCAUUCUGGUACAGAGGGAUGCGGCGCCUGGGGCCAGGAAGCUCCGGGCGGUUUUGGAGAAGUUAAGGCUCAGCCACCAGGACAUCUCCAAGGCGGCGAAGGUGGUGAAUGGGGUUGUGGGCCACCUGCUGCGCAGAUUGAAGUGCGAGCCCGAGUUCGGAGGCGUCGAGCAGCUGCACACCGGGAGCUACUACGAGCACGUGAAGAUUUCUGCACCUAAUGAAUUCGAUGUCAUGUUUAAACUGCAAGUCCCCAGAAUUCAGCUAGAAGAAUAUUCUGACACUGGUGCAUAUUACUUUGUGAAAUUUAAAAGAAAUCCAGAAGGAAAUCCUCUGAGCCUGUUUUUAGAAGAUGAAAUAUUAUCAGCUUCUAAGAUGCUGUCAAAGUUUAGGAAAAUCAUUAAGGAAGAAAUUAACAACAUUAAAGAUGCAGAUGUCAUCAUGAAGAGGAAAAGACCAGGGAGCCCUGCUGUAACACUUCUUAUUAAUAAAGAAAUAUCUGUGGAUAUAACCCUGGCUUUGGAAUUAAAAACUAGCUGGCCUGCCAGCACCCAAGAAGGCCUGGCCAUUAAAAACUGGCUUUCAGCAAAAGUUAGGCAGCAACUAAGACUAAAGCCGUUUUACCUUGUACCCAAGCAUGCAAAGGAAGGAAAUGGUUUCCAAGAGGAAACAUGGCGGCUAUCCUUCUCUCACAUCGAAAAGGAAAUUUUGAGCAAUCAUGGAAAAUCUAAAACGUGCUGUGAAAACAAAGAAAUGAAAUGUUGCAGGAAAGAUUGUUUAAAACUAAUGAAAUACCUUUUAGAACAGCUGAAAGAAAAGUUUAAAGACAAAAAACAUCUGGAUAAAUUCUCUUCUUAUCAUGUGAAAACUGCCUUCUUUCACCUAUGUACCGAGAACCCUCAAGACAGUCAGUGGGACCCCAAAGACCUGGGCCUCUGCUUUGAUAACUGCGUGACAUACUUUCUUGAGUGCCUCAGGACAGAACAACUUAAGAAUUAUUUUAUUCCUGGAUUCAAUCUAUUCUCUAGCAACUUAAUUGACAAAACAAGUAAAGAAUUUCUGUCAAAGCAAAUUGAAUAUGAAAGAAACAAUGAGUUUCCAGUUUUUGGUGAAUUUUGAAAUUGUAUUUUUAGAAAGAGAUUGUAUUUUUAGAGUGACCCUAAAUCCUGGAGAAUACAA
Messenger RNA from Macaca mulatta (Rhesus monkey), 1793 nucleotides. It is a transcript of the gene CGAS, whose product is annotated as cyclic GMP-AMP synthase. Gene Ontology annotation, biological process: positive regulation of type I interferon production; DNA damage response; cellular response to exogenous dsRNA. Lineage: Eukaryota; Metazoa; Chordata; Mammalia; Primates; Cercopithecidae. Gene Ontology annotation, cellular component: cytosol; site of double-strand break; nucleus. The record is from RefSeq and is a predicted model, not a curated record. Gene Ontology annotation, molecular function: double-stranded DNA binding; chromatin binding; 2',3'-cyclic GMP-AMP synthase activity.